AUUGUCAGACAGCUGGUUUUAAAAACACUUCACAUCUCUUGACGCUCAUUGACGAGAAAGAUGAAGUCCUUCCUCUCGAUUCCUUACGCACAGAUGUUGCUUUUUGCACCAAGUCAACUAAUUGCAAUACACUGACAGCCUGCUCUGGUGUGGGUAACGUGAUGCAGUAGUUUCCGUAAAUGGUCUUUACUCGAUGGCGACAGUUCGGUGGGACUGAGCCGCAUGAGCUGCUGCUUGUGCUCCUCAGCAGGGACAUUUCACUUCACGAGCCAAGUGACAGCCUUAUUUUCGAGUAGUUUUUUACUUUUUGUGAAGUGGCGGGACAGUAGAAAGCUUAUUUCCAUGCGCCUGACUUCAUUCGCGGAUACUGCAUUUCCUACAGAAGAAUGACUUCGGUGUGGAAAAGGUUACAAAGAGUUGGCAAAAAGGCCACCAAAUUUCAGUUCGUGGCUUCGUAUCAAGAACUUGUCCUGGAAUGUACAAAGAAAUGGCAACCAGACAAACUGAGAGUGGUGUGGACCAGGAGGAACAGACGCAUUUGCUCCAAGCUUCAUUCAUGGCAGCCAGGCAUCAAAAAUCCCUACAGGGGAAUGGUGGUGUGGCCUGUUCCCGAGAAUGUGGACAUUACCGUCACGCUCUACAGGGAUCCACAUGCAGAUGAGUUUGAAGACAAAGAGUGGACGUUUUUCAUUGAGAAUGAGACGGCAAAGGGGAGUCGGAAAGUGCUGGCGUCUGUGGACUUGAACAUGAAGAAGUUUGCCAGCGCCACACACUCGCAGACAGACCUGAUGCUCAAAAUGAAGCCUCUGUCAGUGAAAGUGGUGGAGGCCACGCUGAAGCUGUCUUUAUCAUGUGUGUUCCUCAAGGAGGGGAAAGCUACGGAUGAGGACAUGCAGAGUCUCGCCAGUUUGAUGAGUGUAAAGCCAACAGACAUUGGGAACCUGGAUGACUUCAAUGAGAGCGAUGAAGAGGAGGAUAAGAGAUCCAGCACUGGUGUCAAUCUCAGCACUGCAGCUCCAGCACCUCAUCUUUCUCUUCGAUCAACACGUUCCCAAGAAAAGAGAUCUGCGUCUUUUAAGAGCCCUUCAGCAGCAGUCAGUGGUAAAGAGAGGCCUUCUGCUGGCCUCCUCUCCCGACCAGUGUCUGCCACUGUCCAUAAACCUGACCUUCCAUCACGUCCACCUUUACCCACUCCACCCAGCCCAACCCCUCGCACCAUGCCCUCACCCGCCCGCUCCAGACCUCCACGUCCACCACCCAUUGCCUUGCCACAGGCUCCACCUGACCCCCACACUGAGCAAAACACUGCCGGUUCACUCCCUCCAGCAUUGCCCAAAAUCUUCCAGCCGUCCCCUGGCUCAGCUCCAGUGUCUUUCCCAAGAAGGCUGUCGGGCUCUGAGGGGCCUCCGGAGGGCCCUGUGACCUCUGACUAUCCUCUGCUCAAACUCCCUCGGGCUUCUAUGUCUUCUCCAUCCGAUCCUUUCCUCCCUCAGCCUCCCUCUCUUCCUGUUUUACCUCUGAAAGAUUCUUUUGGAGCACCUUGUGCCAGUGUUUUUAAGCCCAAGAUUGUGCCCGGUGCUCGCCCUGUUUCCCCCACGCCAGUCCCCUUCCUCGAGCCCAAAACCUCCUCCCUCUCGCUCUCUGACACGCUUAAGCGUCCAUCUGCUGGCACUGUGCCAGAUCUAAAUGAGCAGAUGACGGCAGUGUCUGCAUCUCCUUUCUUCACUGUCUCUCUAAAUGAAUCUGUGACUCCUGUUCCUCUGCUAAGCAAACCAGACCUUGAAGCUCUGUGCGAAACCCAUUAUUCUUCUGGUCAAUUCCCCAAGCCACCUUCACCUCCCUCCCUCUCUUUCCCUCUGCCAGUCACUUUUACCCCAGCAGCUUCUUCCUCUUCUCUUGCUAUAUUGUCCACUGAUGUCCUCGCAUCUGCCCCCUGCUGUUCACUGCAAUCUUCUUCUGCUCAAUCAGAGAUGCCCAGAGAGCUCAACACACUUACAGAGGAGGAUCAAACAAAUCCAUUUUUACAAGAUAUACUUGCUGAAGAAGCGAAGAACUCUGAACCUAAAAAUGAGCAGCAUCACUCAUCUCGGACCGUCAGCAGCAUUAGCAUUGCCAAUCAACAAGUAUCUUCUUCGCUCUCUCAACCUGAAACCAACAGCACAGAAAGAAAAGAGCUCAGACCUGCCAUGGCUGUAAAAAGUCUUGAAUCAUCAUCUGGACAGCCUGUGGAAACUUUCAAAUCUGAGGAACUGGACAUUAGGACUGUCAUUCCUCCACAGCCAUCCUCAAGUCCAGCAACAAAACCUCCUUCAUCUGCAGUUUCCACUCAUAUGGAGAAAAAACAGCUAGUUUUUAUUGCAGAGAAACCACCGUUGGCUGAGGAAGAGCCGGAUUUUAAAGUGGCUGAUUUUGAUAAAGUGAUCAUGACCUCUCAGCCUCUCAUCAAAGACGUUACGUUUGACAAACAGCCUGAGAAAAAGCCCAUCAGAACUGACAGUGAAAAACAAAUGCAGUCCAGUCAGGUUCAAACCUUUUCACUAACCGAUGAUGACUUACUGAAGGAAACAGAAAACGCAAAAAAUGAAUCAGCAGAGGAAGUUGUUCUGAAAGAGGAACCAAAUGAUCUGAAGGGUACUUUACUUUGUGCCGACCUCAACAAGUCAGACGAGGACAAAAUCAUCAAGAAAUUUGCCUCAGCUUUGGUUACCAAUAUAGAGCAAAAUGCUCCCAACGUUUCAUCCAGUUCAUCACAAGAUGAUCAUAAGGAAAAGAGUCAAGUGUUGGUGGAAGAAGUCCUUACAUCUAAGACCGAUGGGAAUUUGAGAGAAAAACAGUCCCAUAAGGAGGAUCUGGACAAGAUUUUAAUAAUUGAGGAAAGUCAAAAUGAAUUGGCCUUCACUACACCUGAAAGUCCUAGCGUUAGUCUCUAUCCGGCUGCCCACGUUAUAUCAGAUCAGCCCAAAGAGCUUCCUCUCAUUCAUUCCCAAUCCCUGGACCUCCAAAUCCUCAAAUGCAUCCCAGAACUAACUCCAGCAGUCAGUGAACCUGCCAAACCAGAGCUGAUUGUGAAGGAGUCAGACAACACAGUGUUGGAGGUCCCGUCACAUGCCCAAGCAGUACCAAUCUGGAGUUCUCUGGAAGAGAAAGUACAAGAUCAAGAGGAUGCAUUAAAAGAUGAGGAGAUACAUAAGCACAAAAUACCUCAGAAAAUGGCAAAGUUAGAAAUAAAAUCCUCAAAAAAGUCUUUAGAAUCAGGACCAGACGAUUCCUCAAUUCCACCAAUACCAAGAGAUUUCCCACCCACACAAACGCUGGAAUCACCUCAGACUGUCUUUCCACCAGAAUCAACAUUAAAAGACACUGCACCAACGGAAACAAUUUCCCAAUCUGCAAGCAAAUUUUACCUUCCCCAUAAAGAUGAGAGUACACAGUCUCCACCGCCAGUGCCUUUACAGGAAGUCGGCCCUGAUGCCAUAAAUCAAGACGCUAGUUUUGCAGCCGCUCAUGGGGUUUCACAGUGCGAUGAAAAACUAACCACUUUAUCGCACAUAACUACAGAAAAAGAUGCAAUGACUCUUGAGAUACGCAAAGAUAAUGCAGAAGAGACAAGUAGGAAUAACUUGUCACCACUAGAGGGCAAUAUUACCAACUCUACAUGUAUAAUUAACACUGAAAUUAAAAAACAAAGCAUCAUCAAGGCACCAGAAAGCUUAAUUGUAGAAGCCUCAGAAAGACAGCAAGAUGUAAACGUCAAUGAGGAUGUUUCUCCAAGAAGCUCAGUGGUUCCUUGGCCAUUUCCAUCUCCUAAACUGGAAAGACAUCAAGAGAUGUCAAAAAGCACAGACAGUUCAAGUGUAAAGAAUGAGGAGCAGUUGGAGGAGAGCGUUCUGUUAGCAAAGAUCCGUCAAAUGGCAGAAGAUGAAAUGGCUAAACCAGCAUCUACUGCCCCACGUGCUAAAAUACGCUUGAUACCCUGCAAAUCUGAUUUCGAACUCCCUCCAACUCCACCUCUACAACUAAAGUCCAGCACGAAACCGCCCAUGGAAGAGAAACUGAUCAAUUUAGAUCAUACAGAAGAAAUCACAAAUCCACCAUCAGUGAUUUUCCAGGAGCAAACAGAAGAGCAGAUUAAUAACAGUCAGUCUCAGACUGCAUCUGCACCAAUGGAGAGUUUUACGUUAGAUGACAGACACAAAAAGGAAAGUGCUAAUAAUGCAGUUUUAGAUGACAAUGUCCUGUUAAACAAGCAAGAACCAAACGUCCAGCUGGAACGUGUGGCAGCUGAAGGGGAGCGCCAAGAUACGCCAGCUGCUGAGCCCACAGGGAACACAGCAACACAAGCUGAAACUGAGAACGAGGAACAGCUAGAUUUAAGUGUUGAUAGACGUGAAGAGGCUCAAAUGGAGCCGGAUAAACCACCAUCUCCAGUGCCUGAUGAAUUGUCUAGUCAUCCUCAGGAAAAAGAGUCCUCUAAUUUGACCCAGGAAUCCAAAGGGGUCGAGACACCAUCUGAAAGCCCAGACAGUAUGCAGGUCAACGGCCAGACCUCCGUGGAUGUGUCCCAUGUCAUUGUGCCUCCAAUGCGCAGUAAAAAGAAAAUAAUCCCACCACCAAUGGACCUCACACUGGUAAAAUCAAUAGAUGAGACAAACAGAGAGGGCUCAGCAGUGCCUGCGUGGAGUUAUGCCAGUCCAUUGCCCAGUCCUGGUCUGGUGACCUCCACUCAGUCUUUGCUGGAAUGGUGUCAAGAGAUCACAAAGAAGUAUAGAGGUGUAAAAAUCACAAACUUCAGCACAUCUUGGCGUAACGGCCUGGCUUUCUGUGCCAUCUUACAUCACUUCCACCCUGAGAUAAUUAACUUUGACUCCUUGGAGCCUCACAACAUAAAGCAAAACAACAAAACUGCUUUUGAUGGUUUUGCUUCACUGGGCAUCUCUCGUCUGCUGGAGCCCUCAGACAUGGUGCUUCUCUCUGUCCCGGACCGUCUCAUCGUCAUGACAUACCUCAGCCAAAUCCGUGCCCACUUUACAGGACAGGAGCUGAGCGUCCUACAGAUCGAGCUGAACAAUAGUCAGUCCAGCUACACAUUGGCCGGACCAAACCAGCGGCCCGAUGUACAAGCGGCAGCCAAAUUCUGUGUGGAGAGACUCCAGGCUGGAGCUUUUACUGGAGACAAAAACAGUAAAGACUCAAUGGCGGAGGAAAGCGAAUCCAAGUCAAACGGAGGACUUGUUGCUCCACCGAGGACUAAACGGACAGGAAAAGUGGAUGAAGAGGAGACAGACGGAGGUGUACAGACUCCUGUGGCUCCUCCAAGACUGAAUACAGCUGCUUCCAAAUCAGCGCUCGGACACUUACGAGACGCGGAUCUUGUGAAGAAACGACGGUCAAGGAUGAAGAGCGAGUCUAUGGACGAGCCUGAUUCAAAAGAGAUGCUACAUGAGUCAGAUAAAAGUGAACCAACAGUUGAAGGAACAAAUGGCUCAGCAGCUGCUAGAGAAAAUGCUGAAGCAGAACCUCAGGAUGCAAACCAAGAUGCUAAAUCAGCAGAUUUUGAGACAAUGUGUCUGCAGGACACCAAUCAGUAUGUAUUGAGUGAACUUCAGGCUCUGGAAACGGAACAGAAGCACAUAGACAGCAGAGCAGCGGUGGUGGAGAAACGCCUGCGAAGACUCAUGGAGUCGGGGAGUGAUAAAGAUGAAGAGGAGAAGCUGAUUCAGGAGUGGUUUACUCUGGUCAACAAAAAGAAUGCUUUGAUAAGGAGACAGGACCAUCUGGAGCUGCUGCAAGAAGAGCAGGAUUUAGAAAGAAGGUUCGAGUUGCUGAACCGAGAGCUCAGAGCCAUGAUGGCCAUUGAAGACUGGCAAAAAACUCAGGCCCAGCAGCACAGAGAACAGCUGCUGCUUCAGGAACUGGUGUCACUGGUCAACAAGCGAGACGAGCUGGUCAGAGACAUGGAUGCCAAAGAGAGAGGGGCUUUGGAGGAGGACGAGAGACUGGAAAGAGGUCUGGAAGCCAGACGAAGGAAAUUUAGCAAUAAGGAAAAGUGUGUUCUUCAAUAAUAAUCAUUUAAACAGUUAAUAUGGAAACUGUGACGAUUGCAGCAGGACAUUAGUGUGCCUUGUAAUAUCUUCCUCACAACUUCUUCAAGAUCUCAGAGGGAUAUAAAACACAUCCAGAUGUUUUUCCCUGAAAGUUUGCACAAUUUUGAAGUUUUUUUUUCCCAGGCUGCACUGAUGUAGAGUUUGGUAUUUAAACAACCCAGGCUCAUUCUGAAAACGUACCUCUACAUACAUUUCUGAUGACCAUCAAACACCUCCCAGAAGCUACGUUUUUUGUCAGUUUUUGUUUUCGCAAAUGCACAAGAGGCUGCUGUGUACACUUUUUGAGAUAUCAAAUUUGCCAUUCGCUCCUGCUAUUCUCUCGUAAAUUCACCAGAGGCUGCUGACGACUGACUGACUGACCCGCCCACCCAUUUCCCUAAACCCAACCGACAAAUUUAAAUAGCAAUCCAGAAAAAGAAAAGCCCUCGCCUGAUUUUUACCACAUUCUCACCCUGUUAUUUACUUUUUUUAUUUUGUUUUUUGGCUUCUGUUUUUGUCUUACCUGCUUUCUGGAACUGUUCUUAACCGGACUCGAACCUCGUUGUCGUGGUCUUUUCCUCUCUGCAUCUCAAGUCCACCGACAUAUAUGGCGAGCUAACUAGAAAAACUGGUAACAGCAGUAAAGCCGUCCAUACGGAGGUAAGCGGUCAGCUGGUUAGCGCGAAAAGAAACGGCGUCAUACCACCCAAUAGCGUUCAUUUAAAAAAUGAAAUGCAGCCAUACGUACUUCUGGCUACAUAAUUGACGAUUUCCAGAAAUGCAUAUAGGGGUAUGUUUUCAGAUUGAGCCUAUGUUGCAUUUAAAGCAAUAUUACUUUAAUAUGGAACAAUAAACACUUCUCACACAUCUGAAUGGACAAAGAUAAACUGAACACAGUAAAAACAUCCUACACAAUGCUGUAUAUCACAAGAAAUCUUAUAAUUAUUGAGAGUCUUUUUUUGCUGAAGUAAAGAAAAUAUUCCUUAGUAAAUAAUAGAUUUCUUGUAAGCUACAGCAGUGAGCAGGGUUUUCUCUGCUUUGUUAUGUUUUAUUGUGAAUGGGAUAUUUUUUCACAGACAGGAAUAAGUCAGUUUGACUGUCAGUAAGGUGUAUGGAAAAGACAGAGACUUGCGCCAAAGUUUGCUGGUUUUACAUUAUUUAUUGAAGUGUGUUGUUUCCUGGUAUGCCAAAAUGUGUCUGUCGGCUGUUGUCUUGCAUAGAAAAAUGUGUUUUGAGACAGUAUGUGUCUCCAAAUGAAUGUAUUCAUGAAAUGAUUUGCAUUGCAGUGCCUUUAGAGGUUUAUUACCGUUCCAAAAGGGGCUUUUUAUAUACAGUCAAGCCAUUCUGUAUUUUUCUGUUUGAAAUCUCGAAAAGCUCAUUGAAAAUAAGAAUGAAACAAAUAUUUAUGGAUUGUUUUAUAGAUUUACAAAAAAGUAUUUUGUCAGACUGUACACUUUUUUUGAUAUGUAAAUGUGUUAUUCAUUCCUAUUUUAACAUUUAGGGUGUUUUAUUCAAUAAAGUUUGAUGCUGUUUGAA
Molecule: messenger RNA, 7619 nt
Organism: Danio aesculapii
Lineage: Eukaryota; Metazoa; Chordata; Actinopteri; Cypriniformes; Danionidae
Gene: ehbp1l1b
Product: EH domain binding protein 1-like 1b
Exons: 27
Coding region: 387-6062 (1891 amino acids)
Molecular function (GO): protein binding
Source: RefSeq, a predicted model, not a curated record